Molecule: messenger RNA, 1568 nt
Organism: Rhea pennata
Lineage: Eukaryota; Metazoa; Chordata; Aves; Rheiformes; Rheidae
Gene: NKIRAS1
Product: NFKB inhibitor interacting Ras like 1
Exons: 4
Coding region: 867-1442 (191 amino acids)
Biological process (GO): canonical NF-kappaB signal transduction; Ral protein signal transduction
Molecular function (GO): GTPase activity; GTP binding; GTPase activating protein binding
Source: RefSeq, a predicted model, not a curated record
GCGGGACCCCCCCGAGCACCUCCUCCAGAAAAGCCCCAGCUGGCUAGGGGGUGAGGAAACGGCGAGGGGAGGGGGGAAUGGCAUUAAAAAGAUCCCGAAAAUGUUUUCCUUUAAAAAAACUACUCACUCCCCCCUAAAAUCCUAAAAAGAAACUGUAAAUCCUUGGUAAAUGAAUAAAUAGAUAAGCCACCCGAGGGCCUUGCCAGCGGGCGCGUGGGCUGCACCGGGCCCGUGCCUGGGUGCUGCAGGCCCGGGGCUGCCUGCGGCAGUGAGCGGGAGCGGUGCGGGCAGCGGGGGCCCAGCUUUGGCCUUGGCCCAGGGGGUGCCAGCGGGCCGAGCGGGUCCUCUCCCCAUCCCCAUCCCCAUCCCCGUCCCCAUCCCUGUCCCCACGGCGUAGGGCACGAGCGCGCGCCCGCGGCAGCGAAGUCUUGAGGGCGGCAGAGAGCGGGUCCUGGAGCCCCGGAGGGUUUCGUGCCCGUCCUCGGGCCCUGCCGGGUUGUCACGACGGGGCCGCGGCUUUCCCCGGCUAGAAGUCACCGCCGGCUGCCAGUCCGCUGCUGCGGGUGACCUGCGUUGCGGAGCAGCGCGGCGCGCGAAGGAGCGCUGGGCUGGACGGGGAGCCGAGCAGGACGGCGGGAGCCCCUCGCUCCCACCCCCACACAAGUGCUCCUCCAGCUCACUGCAUGCCAGCGCGGUCCGAUCCGCGCGAGGAUCUGACGGUGUGGGGUCUGCGGCCCUGCGAUGGCUCACCUGCAGAAGGAAGUGCCGCUGGCUCCUGGAGCAACUCCUGGUGAAGCUAACCCCGCCAUCCUUAGAUUCCUGUGUUUGGACAGGAUUUAUUUGCUGACUCUGCCAUCUUGAAAAAGAUGGGAAAGGGCUACAAGGUGGUGGUUUGUGGAAUGGCGUCAGUGGGAAAAACUGCGAUUUUGGAGCAGCUUCUCUAUGGAAAACAUACUGUUGGCUUAGAAGAGGGUGCAACAAUGGAAGAUGUGUAUUUGGCUUCGGUGGAAACAGAUCGAGGCGUAAAGGAACAGUUACGGCUUUAUGACACUAGGGGUCUGCAGGAAGGUGUAGAAUUGCCAAAACACUAUUUUUCUGUUGCUGAUGGCUUUGUUCUCGUGUAUGCUGUGACCAGCCUUGAAGCUUUCCAAAGGGUUGAACUGCUCAAAAAAGAGAUCGACGUCUUUAGAGACAAAAAGGAGGUAACUGUUAUUGUCUUGGGAAACAAAACUGACCUCCUGGAGCAAAGACAAGUGGAAACAGAAGCAGCACAGCAAUGGGCAAGGGCUGAGAAAAUCAGACUGUGGGAAGUGACUGUGACAGAUCGGAAAACACUGCUUGAGCCAUUCACCUUCCUAGCUAGCAAACUCUCCCAGUCCCAGAACAAAUCAACAUUUCCCCUGCCUGGAAGGAAGAGCAAAGGGAAUAACAGCGAUAACUGAGCCACUUUAACAUUGUUUGCUGCUGCUAAGGUCACAGUCUUAGCCUCUUUUCUGCCAUUUGCUUCUCACAAUUUCACUUAAAGCAAUAAUCUCAUUCAGCAAUAAAAUCAGCAAGGUUAUGGCUAA